Meyerozyma guilliermondii ATCC 6260 is the source of this 918-nucleotide messenger RNA. RefSeq lists its product as uncharacterized. Lineage: Eukaryota; Fungi; Ascomycota; Pichiomycetes; Serinales; Debaryomycetaceae. The transcript has a single exon. The record is from RefSeq and is a predicted model, not a curated record. Bases 1 to 918 code for a protein of 305 amino acids.
AUGUCAUCGGGCGUGUCACUAGAUUGUCAUUCUCAUUCUCUAAUUGUUAUCAAAGGUAUGCCUGAUUGUAGUGUUUACGAGGGAGCUUCAACAGCGAACUUUGUGUUCCUGGUGCUUAUAACUAUAGGUAUAUUUGUGAGUUAUUUACCACAGUACCAUCGUAUAUACGUCAAACGUACUUCCGAGGGAUUGUCAAGAAAUUUCUUACUUUUGGGAAGUUGUUCUUCGUUAUUUACGUUAACAAAUAUCAUUUUAGUCAGCUCGAGAGCCAGGCAGUGUUGCUACUCUGGCAAGUUGAGCCCAUUUAACUGUGUUAAUGCCCAAUUGAACAUGAUACAAAUCGGUGUUCAAUGUGUGAGUGCCAUUCUUAUCUUGGUAUUCGUGCUUGUUUUAACCCGUUCAUCUGUCAAACAAGACAAGGUUGAAUAUUCGAAGAUAGUUCAGGUGGGCAAGUAUGUGGCCUUACAUGCUACAGUGUCGCUCUUUCAAAUUGUGUUCGCUUUUUUGGGCAGUUCAAAGGUCCUCUAUGGUAUCGCCAACAUCAAUGGACUCCUCUCCACACUUUUGACAAUUGUCAAGUACGUACCACAAAUCCACACCACAUACAAGUUGAAGCACCCAGGAACUCUCUCCAUUGGUAUGAUGUGUAUUCAAACUCCAGGUGGUGUUCUCUUUACUAUUACUCUCAUGUUGACUAAAGGUUCGCAUUGGAGCUCAUGGAUCUCCUAUAUGGUGGCAGCUAUACUACAGGGAACGUUGUUGGGGUUGUGUUUCUACUAUGAGUACUACAAAAACCAUGGUUUGACGGCAGAACUUGGCGAGAGACGGGCUAUCGAUAGAAUAGUUGACGAAAACGUAGGGGACACAUCAAGGCAAAAUGAACCCUCAGAUGACCCUACUAGCUCAUUGCUCCAUUAG